Colletotrichum destructivum is the source of this 4693-nucleotide messenger RNA. RefSeq names its product Putative M-phase inducer phosphatase, Rhodanese-like domain, Rhodanese-like domain superfamily. Gene Ontology annotation, molecular function: protein tyrosine phosphatase activity. The record is from RefSeq and is a predicted model, not a curated record. The transcript has 4 exons. Gene Ontology annotation, biological process: positive regulation of G2/MI transition of meiotic cell cycle; protein dephosphorylation; G2/M transition of mitotic cell cycle. Lineage: Eukaryota; Fungi; Ascomycota; Sordariomycetes; Glomerellales; Glomerellaceae. Gene Ontology annotation, cellular component: cytoplasm; nucleus. The coding region runs from base 1729 to 3429 and encodes 566 amino acids.
CACCACCCGUCAACCACAACCACUACCUUUAUUCAAAUAUCUCCAGUCUCCUCUUUCUCCCGACAUCUUCCCUCCCUCCCUCUCUUCUUUCCCCCCUCAUCCCCGACCACCAAAUCACCAACGGUCCGACGGUACGGUAGGUUUAGAGAAGCACGUUCCAGACGCCUUAUCCAAAGGUCCCAGGUCCAGUUCAGGUUCCCAGGUCACAAGGUCCAAGGUCUUGCAGGUCCAGCCGUUCUCUACAACUUAUCGUACUCAACGUGCACCCGUCCGUCCAUCGGCUCGCUCCCUCUGCCGCCGCAUCGCGCCUACGCUCAUCCGUACUCGAGCAGCAUCUCGCAUCGUCCAUACCACCAAUUCGACGCCGCCCAUACUGUUGGCAAGUCCACAUCCUAAAACACCCAGCCCAUCCACCACCCACCAAACAGCGGACCUUUGAGAAUUUCCCAAUCGUUUUCCCUCCAUCCAAUAUUUGAUUGUUGGUUUUUUUUUUACCCCCCGGCUCUCCAAGUUUCUCUGCACACUGCGUCUCCGUCUCCCUGUCAGGCAUUGGGAACGAGGAAGCAAAAGAAAAGAGACAGAAACAGGACAUUUCAAGGCUAGACCCUGCACGACGGCACUAGAUAGCAAAGAAUUGCAUUGCUCCUCUGCUCUGUCAUUCUUGCUGUACUCUCGGAUCCUCUCGCUCCAUCCAUUUCAUCCUCCCUCUGCUCUGCUCGGCCACCGAAAAAGCGUAGCUCGAGCGAGAACUAGAGGUCGUAGCCUCCGAAACGCAAAAUCGACACCGACCCGACCGCCGCACUGCUGCAUCUCACACCGCACCGCACCGCACUGCACUGCUUUGCUCCUGCUCCCGGGACUCUAGGCCAAAACGAAGACAAGAAAAAAGAAAAAAAGAAGAAAAAAAGAGGAUAGGAAGGGUCGUCUGUCAGCCUCUCGGUUCCCUCUUUUUUCAUUCCUUUUUUUCGAGAAGGACCUUCCAUGCAACAAAAGCGGUUCGCUCCCUCCUCGACUUCCGCCCACGUCCGUCCAACACAUCCCAAGGCCCAUCGUGGACCGGCCUCGUUUGCCUCGACCCCCGUUCCCCCAAGAGACGCCGUCGUAGCCGUCAACCUGAACCGAGAGUGUCCGGAAAAGGAAGAAACAAAUUACAUGAAUUCAACGGAAAGGACGAACUCACACUUCUCCCGCAAACUCAAUUCGUCCUCCGGUCCUCCGAUGUUGCUUGCAACAACACAAUAACGAACGGCCUCUCCAUCCCAUCUUUCCCACCCCUCGUCCCUCUCGAUCCCAGACGAAGCGCACACUGCACCCCCGCAAAUCCACACCUCGCCGCGGUAAUCCACCAAACAAUCACUACCCCGAGCAGGUUCGACAGGGCAGUUCGACUUCGAGAUCCGAGAGUAGAAGCCCAAAUCUCCUUCGACGCCGACUUGGACUCGUACGACUGGAUUACGUUUGGCAAGGUCCAAAAUAGAAUUCGUCUUGGAAACAACCGCAACAUUCGUUUUUUUCGGUCUCCUGACGAUCGUCUCUCUCUCCAACAUCCCUUGUCACGACAUAUCGAGUAUCGUCCUGGUCCCAGCCCUCACCAAACCAAAUAACAUACCCAGACCAAACCCAAAUCCACUACUUCACUAACACCGCCGCCAAUACCAACCCAAAAUAGUACUUUCGUUGUCGAACUCGAGCACACACACACGAUCUCUUCUUCGGCCACUCGCAAACAUGGAGUCGUCUUCGCCCUUGGCCGCCAUGCACCGUCCUAUGGCCAUGCCUUCCUGGGGAAGCAAGGAUCUUUUCCGCCCCCGCCCUCACAGCUUCGCCGCCGGCCCCGGCCCCAUCAGCCUACGCGAGCAGCUUCAAAGGUCAAACGAUUACUUCAAUGUUAAGGACCUUCAAGGCUCUUCGCCCGCUGCGAGCCUGGCCGCCGAUCUUUCCCAGAACUUUCGUCUGGACAGCGAAGCGAGUCCCAAGUUCCCGACGCCUCGUCGCGCCUUGUUCACGUCCAGCAUGAUGGGUGACUUGGAGUCGCAUGAUUAUGUGACGACGCCUCCACUGCCCGAAUCGUCGCCUGCCCCCCUCAAUGAGAUGAUGGAUGUCUCGCCGCUGCCGCACAAGCUCCCGUUCAUGACCCAAAUCGAGAUUACGUCACCGACCCCGGGCUCGACUCCUACGGGCAACGAGGACGACGAGAUGAUGUUGGACUCGCCAGCCCCCAUUUCGCGGCAGACGUCGUUGGAGCCACCCAAGCCACUGGUAGCCGAACGGAGAAAGCCAGCCAUGCGCCGGCCCUCCCUGACUCGGAUGAAGGGCUACUCGACUAGUGGCGUUCCCGGCCGUUCCAACACAGACAACCAGCUCCCCACCUUCCGAUUUGGUGAGAAUCGUUUGACACAUAUGAGCAGCGCCCUAUCCCUGGGAGAGUGCUUCGAUGCCACAUCCCCUCCACAAGAACGACGACCGCAGACUGCCAACAGCCCUACUCCUGCCGUGCCUGGUGCCGUUCGUCCUCGUCCUCAAUUCUCCAGCCUCUCGGGCAACCGCAGCAGUCCUUUUGGCAGUGCUCACGGCCGCCGGCCCUCCAAUCCUUUCAUGCGUCCCCGCAAGCAGUUCCGCCGCUCCCUGAGCAUGUUUGAGCACCCCGGCGACGUCGUCAAGUCCAAGUCGGAAGGCGGCGACUCCCCGCCCAGCACCCCCGAGUCCCACGCCAGCAUGGAUGCCGAUGAUGCCCAGGACCCCUUGCUGCCUCACUUCCUCGCCGAUGACCCUACCGACACCAUCCCCCGCAUAACGAGAGAGACCAUGGUGGACCUGCUGGACGGAAAGUACAGUGACCGGUUCGAUCAGAAGAUGAUCAUUGACUGCCGCUUCGAGUACGAGUAUGAGGGCGGCCACAUUGACGGCGCUGUCAACUACAACAGCAAGGACCUCCUCGCUUCCCAAUUGUUCCAACACCCUAUGCAAGGGCGCACCAUUCUCAUCUUCCACUGCGAAUACUCUGCCCACCGCGCCCCCAUGAUGGCUCGCCACGUCCGCUCCGAGGACCGGACUGUCAACGCCGAGCACUACCCGCGACUCACAUACCCUGACGUGUAUAUUCUUGAAGGAGGAUACAGCGGCUUCUUCGCCGAGCACCGCUGCCGGUGCUAUCCUCAAAACUAUGUGGAGAUGUCGGACGAGGCUCACCAACGCACUUGUGAACGCGAGCUCGGCCGUCUCAAGAACCCUCGCAAGGGUUUUGGCAGAGCUCAGACGUUCGCCUUUGGCCAACGCGAGUCCUGCGGCGUGGACCAGUCGCCCACCGCACCCUCGCGUCCCGGAGGCCUUAGACCCAGCGUCAGCUUCCGACAAGAUCCCAUCGCCAUGAUUGGCAACUCUCCAAUCCUCGGCGAACGAUGCCACGCGCGACGCAUGGCAUCCUACUAACACAUGACCUACAUCACGACUUUCCCCUCUGUUUUUCACGUCGUCUACUGCACACGUGGAUGGGGAAAAUCUCCUUGCUUGGCAAGGGGGGAAUGGGGACCCUCCCCUGCAGGACCCUAAGGGUGUUUAUCUGCUGUACCGUGUUUUUUUUCUCCUGCGUACAGACAUGUCGACCCCUUCGGUGUCUCCUAAUAGGGCGAACCACAGCAGCCUGUCGAUUCCUUGCGUUUCUCUUACUGCACCUGUUCAACCCCUAUUCGAUUCACCUGCCUAUAUUCCGCCUUUACCACUCCGGACUCAGUAGCAGCUAACGCUUACGGCCGCGACGACUUCAACUUUGACGCUAAUCGAACUCGUUUUGAACUGUGGCCUGCACAGUGAUCUGAACAUACAACAAAAACAACAACCCGGCAUUAGACGCAUUUGGCAUAUUGUCCCAGCAUCGCCUCGAAUGGUUGUUCGGAGUCCACUUUGGAUCUGGCAUCUUGGGGUGGCUCCCUAUCGGCAUUUUACAGCAUUGUUCUUGGCUUUUCUUUUUCUUCCCUUUGUCACAACACUCUUCUGCAUCACUCGACGCUGUCGAGCAAGUCCGCCGAGAUGGCGUUGGUCCCGACGCACACAAACACAAUGACGCACGGGAGCAUUUCGGUAUGACAUCUCGGUCUUGGUUACUGUCGGCGGUGUCCCCCACAUUAUCCGGAGGAACAUUUCGGACCUCUCACUCGGCGGACUGUCUUUUUCCUUUGUGCUCAACUCGGUCACUUGACCACCUUCACCUGAUACCAAACCCCUUUCUAUCCAACCCCCGGAUACCCGACAUCCUUGUCAUCGGAUGGCACACAAACACAAACACACACACACACACACAGACCUCUCGACACCAAUUCCCUUUUACCAUUUUUAUUCUUCGUCAAAACAAAGCCCCACGGACCUUCUUCCGAUGGUCGAGCUUGUUGGAGGACUACAACCUCCGCUGUGUAUACUUGUAGGACUAGUCGCGACAGACGCGCGCAGAGGAGCGAAAAAGAGCUAUACAGUGGAUGAAAAGCAGUUGCUUGGGAUGAUCGCCUUGUGAUAUUGGCGAAGGGGGUUGAACAGCACUGCAAGCUUGGAAGCUGCAAAUCGUGCAAAACCGCAUGGGUGAAUCCAUGCACUUUCUGUACAUUGGCGAUGAAGAAGAAAUUGCCCUUACGGAGUGAUCCAUGAUAGAAGGAUCAGAUCACUCUAAGCUAGCUCAUACUCUGUUAAAACCAAAAUACACACA